This is a messenger RNA of Callorhinchus milii (elephant shark), 3712 nucleotides long. It is a transcript of the gene rgl1, whose product is annotated as ral guanine nucleotide dissociation stimulator-like 1. The transcript has 18 exons. Gene Ontology annotation, cellular component: plasma membrane. The record is from RefSeq and is a predicted model, not a curated record. Lineage: Eukaryota; Metazoa; Chordata; Chondrichthyes; Chimaeriformes; Callorhinchidae. Gene Ontology annotation, biological process: Ras protein signal transduction; positive regulation of GTPase activity. Gene Ontology annotation, molecular function: guanyl-nucleotide exchange factor activity. Bases 125 to 2620 code for a protein of 831 amino acids.
UGGCAAUCCCUCUCGCUUGUUUGUUUAUAUAUAUAUAUCUAUUGUUUAUAUGUGUGGACGAUGAUUUUUUAGUUGCUGGACUGUUCAGGGUUUAUUCUUGUGUGUUCUUUGGAAGCGUUCUCCAAUGAUUUCUCCAUCACCUGUGGAACUCCUGCAACCCAUGAACUGGAGUCCCAAUGUGGGCAAUCACAGCAUGUUCGACCGAAGGCGCUCGACCGUGCGAAACAUUCGGCAGAGUCUGGUGUUAGAACUUCUUGGUGAGCCUAAUGUGGCCCUGCAGAGCUACCAGCCCCGGUCUCCAGAGGAAAACAGCUCAUUGCAAAACUCGAUCCAAGACUGGGGAGAAGAGGUAGAGGAAGGAGCCAUUUACAACGUUACCCUCAAGAAAGUCCAGAUACAACAAGCGGCUAACAAGGGCGCAAGAUGGCUGGGGGUGGAACGAGACCAGAUACCCCCAGGACACACCAUCAGUCAGUUUGAAACCUGCAAAAUCAGGACAAUCAAAGCGGGGACAUUGGAAAAGCUCGUCGAGAAUUUGUUAACUGCCUUUGGGGACAAUGAUUUUACCUAUAUCAGUAUAUUUCUGGCAACGUACCGAGCGUUUGCCUCUACAAAAGAUGUACUGGAGCUAUUACUGGACAGAUACGGAAAUCUUGACUGUCCAAACUGUGAGGAAGAUGGAAGUCAAAGUUCUCCUGAAACGAGAACUGUAAUCAGGAAUGCUAUAGCCUCCAUUCUGCGGGCCUGGCUGGACCAGUGCUCCGAGGACUUCCGAGAGGUUCCAGAUUACACGUGUCUGCACAAGUUGCUGGUCUACCUGGGACACAAGAUGCCAGGCUCUGACCCUGAGCGACGAGCCCAGAAUCUCCUCCAGCAGUUCCAGAAGCAGGACCAAGCCGAUCAGGAGCUGGAUGAUGGUUAUCAUGCCAACAUCACUUUCAGCCUGGGAGAGGAAGGGGAUGUGGAGAUAGAUGGUGUUGAAGAAAAGCAGGAUUUCCUCUCCUUCCCAUCGGAUACAGUGGCAGAGCAACUGACUUACAUGGAUGCUGACCUCUUCAAAAAGGUGGUCCCCCAUCAUUGCCUCGGCUGCAUCUGGUCCCGACGAGACAAAAAGGGCAACAAGCACUUAGCUCCAACCAUCAGGGCAACGAUCACGCAGUUCAACGCGCUCACGAAGUGCGUGAUCAGCACCACGCUGAGGGACGUGCAGCUGAAGCCGCAGCAGAGAGCCAAAAUCAUUGAGAAGUGGAUCGACGUUGCCCAGGAAUGCAGGAUUAUGAAGAAUUUCUCUUCACUCCGCGCUAUCCUUUCAGCCAUGCAGUCGAACCCCAUCUACAGAUUAAAGAAGGCCUGGGCUAAUGUAACCAAGGACAGCAUGUUGAUGUUUGAAGAGCUUUCAGAAAUAUUCUCUGAUCAAAAUAACCAUCUGACCAGCAGAGAGCUGCUAAUGAAGGAAGGAACGUCAAAAUUUGCCAAUCUGGACAGCAAUGUGAAGGAAAACCAGAAACGGACCCAGAAAAGGUUACAGUUGCAAAAGGACAUGGGUGUGAUGCAGGGAACUGUCCCCUAUCUUGGCACUUUCCUGACAGACUUGACCAUGCUGGACACUGCUCUCCCUGACUAUAUUGAGGGUGGCCUGAUCAACUUUGAAAAGAGACGACGGGAGUUUGAGGUGAUUGCACAGAUCAAGCUGCUGCAGUCCGCCUGUAACAGCUACUACAUCAGCCCGGACCAGAGGUUCAUUAAAUGGUUCCAACGUCAGCAACGCUUCACCGAUGAAGAAAGUUAUAACAUCUCCUGUGAAAUCGAACCAACAACCGAUGCGAGUCCUACAUCUCCGAAGCCCAGGAAGAGCAUGGUGAAGCGUCUCAGCUUGUUAUUUCUAGGGUCAGAAGUUAUCACAAACACUCCAACUAAGGGCUCUGACCAACCCAAGUCUCCUCCAAGCGGGAGUUCUGGAGAAAGCAUGGACUCUGUGAGUGUCUCGUCGUCAGACUCCAAUAACUCAGAGAUUGAGGAAGUCAGCAUAUCUCCUACUGAGACUCCGGACGGACCCCCCAAAAAGCUCUCUGAAUCUUUAUCAUCCUGCUCAUCCAUACACUCUAUGGACACGACGUCUUCUGGCGUCUCGUCCUUAAUCAGUAUCAUGUCGUCAUCACCAUCGCUCUCCCACAACCCCAAGCUCCACAAGCGCUCCAUCUCGGUGACUUCCUGCAGUUCCACAUUCUCACUUCCUGUGUACAACCAGCAGAAUGAAGAUACCUGUAUAAUCCGGGUCAGCCUUGAGGACGACAACGGAAAUCUGUAUAAAAGCAUCUUGUUGACCAGCCAAGACAAGACGCCUAUAGUCAUCCAGCGGGCCAUGUCCAAGCACAACUUAGAAACUGAGCACCCAGAGGAUUAUCAGCUCAUCCAGGUCAUUUCAGAGGACAGAGAGUUGGUGAUCCCUGAUAACGCCAAUGUGUUUUAUGCCAUGAACACCUCAGUGAACUUUGAUUUUAUCCUGCGAAAAAGGAACCCGAGCAGGCAGGUCAAGCUGCGGAGUCGCUCCAGCUCCACCCUGCCCAGAGCGGCCAAAAAGGGAAUACUGACUAACCGACUAAGCAAGGUCACCCUCUGAGGAGAGUACCUACCGCGGCAGCCUUGCCUGCCCACCUUCAGAGCUACCACUCAGUAUUGAGCGCUGUAGAAUGUAUGAGAUUGAUUUGCCUUGGCAGUAUUCUACCUUAUUUACCUGAAGCGCACGGAACAGCAUUGUCAGAACGUCCACAAGCCCCCCCUUUUGGAAAAGGAAUGCUUACCUGCUAUCGACCUGUUUUGCACAGCAGCCUUUGGGCAGACUCACAAGGCUGGACUUUGUACAGGGACCACAAAGAUUCCCAGCAUCUACCAGGCCAGCCGGUGAAGACUGUGUGCCCAACCACACACACACGCACACCCCCACACAUACACACACCCAACACAUACACCCACACAAACCUCUCCCCACCCCCAACCCCCCUCCGUGUGAAUGGAUUGAAAGAGAUAUGAAAAUCUUUCUCGUACUCGCUAAAUGUGCGGUUGACAUUACUUUAGGUUCAUUCAUGGUAAUUUUUAUAUACGAUAAAGAAGGCAACAUUGGCCAGAUGAUGAAUGCUGAGACAUGGUGUUCGGAUUGGCCUCUUGACUCUUCAGCAGAUCUUCCUGCCUUUUCUUCCCUCGCAGUUUAAUCUCUUGUGGACACGACAGGACCAGUCACAGACUUGAAGAUGAUGGCAGGAGGCAGCGGUUGGGUGGGGAGAAAGCGUUAUUGCCAAUAUUGCACUUGUUUUGAGGUUUGGGUAUACUUUUCAGCUUUAUACUGAACUGUUUUGUAUGUAUAUUUGUAAAUGUCAGCCUUUUUAUUUUCCCAUCAAAAAAAAAUCUUUAAAUAGAUGCAGAGGGAACCACCCACCUGAGAUCAAUUUCGUCACUAGUAUUUUCUCUCUCCUCGUUUUUUUAGAUUUAAUUACUUAUUAAACUGCCAUUAUCUCACAUUACAUUGCUCAUUUAAUCUGUUUUUUGAGGGGAAAAAAAGCAUCAACCUUUGCACGUCAACACCCUUUGAAAGUCGCCAUUACCAAUCGGGAACUAAAUCAUCGACCUCUUGAUACAUUUAGUGCAAUCACUUCUCAGGUGUAGAACUGUGUUUAUUAUUGCACAUGUGCAUCCAUCUAUGUGUUUCAAACCACGU